This is a messenger RNA of Rhineura floridana, 4462 nucleotides long. It is a transcript of the gene DDAH1, whose product is annotated as dimethylarginine dimethylaminohydrolase 1. The transcript has 7 exons. Lineage: Eukaryota; Metazoa; Chordata; Lepidosauria; Squamata; Rhineuridae. Gene Ontology annotation, molecular function: amino acid binding; dimethylargininase activity. Gene Ontology annotation, biological process: positive regulation of nitric oxide biosynthetic process; arginine metabolic process. The record is from RefSeq and is a predicted model, not a curated record. The coding region runs from base 171 to 1031 and encodes 286 amino acids.
UCCUAUUCUGAGGAGGUGGGGAGGACGCUUCAGCUGGUGCGCGGACGGGGGGGGGAGGAAGCUUGGCAGCUUGGCUCAGUGUGCGGCGCAGCGCGCGAAGGCAGAGGAGAAGACGGGCUGUGGUCACGCCGCGGCUGCCCUUUUCUUCCUCCCUGCAUCCUUCUCGCAACAUGGCAGGGCUGAGCAGCGGCAUCUCCAGCUUCGGGCGCUGCAGCCACGCCGUGGUGCGGGCUCUGCCAGAGUCCCUGUGCCAGCAGGCGCUGAGGCGAGAGAAGGGCAACGAGGUGGACUACGCGCGCGCCGAGCGGGAGCACCAGCUCUACGUAGGGGUGCUGAAGACCAAGCUGGGGCUGCAGGUGCUUGAGCUGCCUGCCGACGAGAGCCUGCCCGAUUGUGUCUUUGUGGAGGACGUGGCCGUCGUGUGCGAGGAGUCGGCUCUCCUCACUCGCCCAGGGGCCCCCAGCAGGAGGAAAGAGGUGGAAAUAAUGAAGAGAGCACUUGAAAGCCUUAAUCUGAAUAUUGUAGAGAUGACAGAUGAACAUGCAACCUUAGAUGGGGGAGAUGUUUUAUUUACAGGCAGGGAAUUUUUUGUGGGUCUUUCGAAGCGAACCAAUCAACGUGGUGCAGAAAUUCUAGCAGACACCUUUAAGGAUUAUGCUGUUUCUACAGUCCCUGUAUCUGAUUCCUUGCAUCUGAAGAGUUUUUGCAGUAUGGCCGGACCAAACCUCAUUGCUAUUGGUUCAAGUGAAGCUGCACAAAAAGCCCUCAAGACCAUGCAGCAGAUGAGUGAUCAUCGCUAUGACAAGCUUACAGUUCCUGAUGAUGCUGCAGCAAACUGUGUAUAUUUAAACAUUCCUGGCAAAGGAAAUAUUUUGUUGCACCGAGCCCCUGAAGAAUAUCCAGAAAGUGCAAAGGUCUUCGAAAAACUGAAGGACCACAUGUUGAUCCCUAUAGCGAACACAGAGCUAGAAAAAGUAGAUGGGGCACUCACUUGUUGUUCUGUCCUUAUUAAUAAAAGUUCACCAUUAUGAGUUUACAGACUCCCUCCCUUGUAACUGGCAAUAAUGAACAUGCAAGCAUGCCAACUUCACAAGGGAGUCCUAUUGUGCAGACUUUGCAAAAGAACAAUGCAUACUAUCAAGAUAGUCUAAUCUUAGACUAAGUGUGUAGCCAAACAUAUUUCAACCUUUAUCAGGUCUUCUUCAAUGGACAAUAUUAAUAACAACAUCAACAAUAUGAUCUAUAGAGUGAAAAUCAAGGAUGUCCGUUUGCACUUAUAAAAUUAAACCAGAACUAUCACUAGAAGCUAAAAUGAUGAAACUGGGGUUAUCAUACUUUGGACACAUAAUAAGAAGACAGGAUUCACUACAAAAGACUGGGAAAAACAGAAGGGAGUAGAAAAAGAGGAAGACCAAACAAGAUGGAUUGAUUCCAUAAAGGAAGCCACAGACCUGAACUUAGAAGAACUGAACAGGGUGGUUUCUAACAGAUGCUAUUGGAGGUUGCUGAUUCAUAGGGUCGCCAUAAGUUGUAAUUGACUUAAAGGCAUAUAACAACAUAUAUACACAGUAUAUAUACACAAAAAAUGUAUAUAUCCUCUAUAUAUGCAGAAAAAACACGUAUACAAUAUAUGUAUCAUACUCAUUCUGUUAGUCUAGAACUGGGGAAAAGAUGUUUUAAAUGUAGAGUAAUUUACAGAAAAAUACAAUUAGAAUGCCUCAUACAGGAAUCUCAAUUUUUCCUCUGGGAAUACUUGUAUUUUAUAUCACUCACCCUUUGUAAUAUGAGCUUCUCAGGUUAAGUUAAAUUUCUUAUGUAUCAACCAGAUUAGAUUUUCUAGCCCUGGAUGGGAAGCAAGAGGGGCUGUUUCAAUAAGCAAAACCCACCUCUCUCACACCCUCUCCCUACUCUAGCAUUUUAAGAUCUGGAUUGGAAGGAGAGCUUGUCAAUAAGUAAAAUCCAGCUCUCCUCCCACCUUACCCUCUCCCCACCCUGCCACUUUCUUUACAUGCUGUCUGUCUGAUUUCUAGUUUCAUCGUUGAAACAGCCUGGGAUUUGGGGGAUCCCCUUGGAGCUCUGAGGCAAUUCAAGGCAAGCCCACUACACCUCAAAGUGACCCUGGGCUAUCCUGUCCCACCCUGUGUUCAGCAUGAAUUGUCCUGAGGCACCUCGAUUUAGCUUGGGAUUCAAGAUUUGGUUUAAUCAAUUACACAGCCCUGGUACUUAUGACCAAAAAUAGGCUUUAGAGACAACAACAAAACUAUGGAAAGGUUCAUAUUAGAAAAGAAGAAUGGCAGAGGGAAGGGGCUAAUUGACUCCUGCCCACUGAUUGCUUUUAUGCUCAAUAUUGCCCUCCAACAGUUUUUACGCCUUCUGGGGAAAAAUAUGGUACUGUAUUUUCUCCUGUGGGUGGAAAACCAAUAUGAGAAGAGUUUUUCUUUGUGAGCGGGGAGGAGAGGAGAAUGGUUAGAAGUGAAAGGGUUAAGCAUUCUCUCUUCUGCUUAUUCAUCCACUUGGACUUGACGCUUUGCACAGCUACUUUUCACUGGCAAAAGGAAUGGGUCUAUAUGUGCCUGCCAUGUGACUUCUAUUUUGGCCCUCAGACUCAGCCAUAGCUGGGAGAGAAAUAGCUCGGAAUAACACAAUGCCUUUAACCAGGGACAGGUGUGUAAUAAGAGGGAUUUCAUGCCCUCAAAUGGGACAGUUACACUUUGCUGACCUCAAGUUUUCCCUUGAUUUGUGGAUGCUUGCUCAUUAUAACAAGGUCUUUGCACCUUCAUUAGGUGGGUUGCUUUUCUGAAUGCAUCUGUUGGGAUUGAAAUUUACAUAGGGUGUUAUCAUACUUGUGGCUUAUAUUAGUUCUUGCUUCAAUCUAUUUUAACGUAAAUGUGAAAUCUGUAUUGGCCAGAAUACUCACAUUGCAAAUGUCUCUAAUGAACAUCAAAAGCUGACAUUGGUUCUAAAACCUGUGUUAAGAGUAAUGCAAGAAUCAGCCCAGUUUUAAUCAUCUCUGCCCUUUUUUCUUUUGUUCUGUGUCUCCCUGUAGGUAUUGCCUAAUUUUUCUUUUUCUCCUUUGUCCCCCCCCCAUUACUCUUCCCUUGCUCUCUUCCAAAAAUCCGUAUUAUAGGUAACUAAAAAGGAAAUUCAAUAGCAUCAUGAACCUGGGCUUCUGUGUAGUCUUUUUCACAGCAUCAGCUGCAGUGUAAAAUGUACUGUGUUUAUUGCUCCAAAGUAUCACGUUACAGCUUAUGCCAUGGACGUGCAUUUGAAAAUAAUUGUGAGCAGAAUCCAUUGCAAACUGCAGGUGGCACCUAGGGGAAAAAAUGUUGCUGCAGAGGAGGAUUCACUAGGGAUUUUAUUCUGGUAGUCUUGAAUUUCAGCAAGGCUUAAACCACUUGUGAGUAUAUCCUAGAAGCUGAGACAGUGGCCUCUUUGUUUAUCCACUGGAAAUUCAGGUAGCUCCUAAGUAAGUCUUAUAUAAAUCAUGUUCUAAAAAUAAUUCAUGUGUUUAUAUGACUCUCAAGCUUAAUGUGCUGACACCCAUGUAGUGAGUCUUAGCAAAUGAUGUUAACAAAUUUCUUCUUUAUCUUGCCUUCACCUAUUAUGCUUUACGUUUAUGGAAUUAAUGUUUUGUUUUAAAUUUUCAUUUGAUCAGCAGAGUUCUUCUGAGAGCCAACACUAAACUUCCUGGGAAGGUUUGGCAGUGAAAAAGAGAAUGUGGGAGUUCUAGCUAAAGAGUUUUUUACUUUUACUGUGGUGUGUUCCUCUGAAUAAGGAAGAGAGUUGUCUUCCAGCAGGCUGCCAUGACUAUCUAAGCAUUCAGGUUGUUGUGCUUGGGACAAUGAAUAUCUAACUCUAAAUAUCUGAUUUUUCUAACUUUUACUUGUGUGAAUGUUUACUAUGGAAUUCAAUUGAAAGAAAUAAUUGUUAUGGCAAAUUCUGCAACACACUUAUGGCCUUAGUCAUAUGUUUUUUCACUGCACAUACACACAAGAAUAGACAAUUGUGUUCUCAUGAAUCCUGUUGUAGUAUUUCAAAGAAAGAGGGUAGUAUCUAACAAAAGCAGUGGUAGGAAAUCUCCAGGGGCUGACAUACAGUCUGAGUAUUUUAUCAACUUCCUGGUUAAGUCAACCAUUUUCCAGUGCUACUUCUGGCUAGUGGUUGAGGUGUAAUAUCAGGAAGUUCAGCUAACCAAGUAAUAAGGAAAGUACAAAUGAAACUGUUUGAUGUAACUACGUUGGGAAUCCAAGAAAUGUAAACUGGGAAAUGUCAUCAGUACCAUUCUGUUGCCUUUUAGAAUAAUUAAAAACUUUCUGGCUAAUAAUUCUUCUGUCCCUUCCUUUUAAUUAGAAAUUAUACUCCCAAAAUGGGAUAUAUCUUAUUCCCCUGUCAGGUAUUGCUCAUCUUCAAUCAAUCCAGAAGCUGUAGAAUGCAUAUAUAUGAAAGUUGCAAGGUGAAAUAG